AUGCCAAACUACAAACUUACUUAUUUUAACAUGAGGGGGAGAGCAGAAAUUAUUCGCUAUAUAUUUGCAUAUUUGGACAUAAAGUAUGAAGACCAUAGAAUAGAACUAGUUGACUGGCCUGAAAUCAAAUCAACUCUUCCAUUUGGCAAAAUUCCUGUUUUAGAAGUCGAUGGUCUUACCCUUCACCAGAGUCUAGCAAUAGCAAGAUACUUGACCAAAAACACAGAUUUAGCUGGAAAAACAGAAUUGGAACAAUGUCAAGUUGAUGCUAUUGUGGACACAUUGGAUGACUUCAUGUCACGUUUUCCAUGGGCAGAGAAAAAACAAGAUGUAAAAGAUAAGAUGUUUAAUGAGCUGCUCACACAUGAUGCACCUAAUCUUCUGCAAGACUUGGACAUAUAUUUAGGAGAAAAAGAGUGGUUUGUUGGUAACUCUGUAACUUGGGCAGAUUUCUAUUGGGAUAUUUGCAGUACUACGCUUUUGGUUUUUAAACCUGACUUGCUGGACAUCCAUCCCAGGCUAGUGACUUUACAAAACAAAGUCCAAGCCAUUCCUGCCAUCGCUGACUGGAUACAACGGAGGCCCCAAACCAAACUCUAG
Orycteropus afer afer is the source of this 600-nucleotide messenger RNA. It is a transcript of the gene HPGDS, whose product is annotated as hematopoietic prostaglandin D synthase. The record is from RefSeq and is a predicted model, not a curated record. The coding region runs from base 1 to 600 and encodes 199 amino acids. Gene Ontology annotation, biological process: glutathione metabolic process. Gene Ontology annotation, molecular function: glutathione transferase activity. Lineage: Eukaryota; Metazoa; Chordata; Mammalia; Tubulidentata; Orycteropodidae. The transcript has 5 exons.